UUAUUCCAAUAAUACCCCUCCUAUUCAUCCUUCGUUGAACUCUUCUUUGUCUCUUUCUUUCUUUCUUUAUCCCAAUAACCUUUGAUAUUCCUUUGCUCAUCCUCAUUCUUAACAAAGAUCCCAGUUUUUCAGAGAUCUCUUAGUUUAUCAUUUAGCAGAUGAAUUGAUAAGGAAAUGGGGAAGAAAGGGAGUUGGCUUUCUGCAGUGAAGAAGGCUUUAAGUCCUGAACCCAAAGAAAAGAAAGAUAAGAAACAGCAUAAAUCAAAGAAAAAGUGGUUUGGGAAAAAUAAGAGUAUAGAUGCAGGAUUCCCACAGCCAACAGAAACUGCAGCAGCAAUCCCUGACCCUUCUCCUUCUGCAGAGGAGGUAAAGUUGACAGAAGCAGAGAAUGAGCAAAGCAAGCAUGCUUAUUCUGUUGCCCUAGCCACUGCUGUGGCUGCAGAAGCAGCAGUAGCAUCUGCCCAGGCUGCUGCAGAAGUUGUGCGGCUCACGAGCACAGCUCGCUACUCUGGUAAAUCUAAUGAAGAAACCGCAGCUAUUAAAAUCCAGACAGCAUUUCGUGGACACUUGGCAAGAAGAGCACUGCGGGCUUUAAGAGGGCUAGUAAGGUUGAAAACAUUGAUUCAAGGGCAAUCUGUCAAACGACAAGCUACAACCACCUUAAGAUGCAUGCAGACUUUAGCUCGUGUGCAGUCCGAGAUUCGAACAAGGAGGCUCAGAAUGUCAGAGGAGAACCAGGCUCUGCAGAGGCAGCUCCUACAGAAACACGAAAAGGAAGUUGACAAAUUGAGAUCUCCUACCGGAGAGGAUUGGAAUGAUAGUGCACAAUCUAAGGAGCAAGUAGAUGCAAACCUACAGCACAGGCAGGAGGCUGCUAUAAGAAGGGAAAGAGCAUUAGCUUAUGCAUACUCCCAUCAGCGAAUGUUGAGGAACUCUUCAAAAUCAUCAAAUCCAACAUUUAUGGACCCAAAUAAUCCUCACUGGGGAUGGAGUUGGUUAGAGAGGUGGAUGGCAUCUCGACCGUGGGAAAGCAGAAGUGCAAUUGACAGAGAACUUAACAGCGACCGUGCAUCUGUAAACAGUGCAACGAGCCAUGCCAUUUCUGUUGGAGCUCGUCGUGAUCUUAACUUUGGUAACAACCUACUCUCUCCAGCAGGUAAAAAGUUGAGUCGACCUCCAAGUCGCCAAUCACCAUCCACUCCCCCCUCCAAAGCACCGUCGUCGUCAUCAGUUGGUGGGAAAAUGAGGCCACCAAGCCCAAGGGGGAGUAAUUGUGGUACGGAAGAUGAUUCAAGGAGCUUCCGUAGUGUUCAAUCAGAAAGAUGGCGAAGGCAUAGUAUUGCUGGUGGUUCAUCAGCGGGAGACGACGAAAGCCUUGCGAGCUCACCUGCAGUUCCAAGUUACAUGGAACCAACACAAUCAGCCAAAGCUAGGUAUAGACUACCAAGCCCCCUGGGAAUGGAAAAGAACAGAACACCAGAUAAGCAAUCACCAGCAGCUACCGCAAAGAAGCGCCUCUCUUUUUCAUCUUCUACAGUUGGUCCCAGGAGACAUUCUGGCCCUCCUAGGAUGGAUUCAAGCUCUGUCAAGGACAUCGCUAUGGACCUUUAAGGCAUAAUUUGCAACGACAAGAAAAAAAAUAUAAAUUUAGUUAGAUAGCUACUCUUGAUUAUGGUGCAACUGGAGUGAAUUACGUUUGGUAUUGUUUUCUUUUACUUGUUUGACCACUGUCCAUAGCAAUGUAAUUUAUCAUGAAUGUUCUUGUAGAGACAAUGGUUUGGGGUGGAAUUAGUCAUCUGUAAGCACUUCGAUCAUUUAUAUAAUCAUGUUCUGUUAUAUAUGUCGUAUUGCCUAUC
This is a messenger RNA of Daucus carota subsp. sativus, 1856 nucleotides long. RefSeq names its product protein IQ-DOMAIN 3. Gene Ontology annotation, molecular function: protein binding. NCBI's taxonomy places the organism in Eukaryota, Viridiplantae, Streptophyta, Magnoliopsida, Apiales, Apiaceae. The transcript is spliced from 6 exons. The record is from RefSeq and is a predicted model, not a curated record. Bases 175 to 1611 code for a protein of 478 amino acids.